GAGAACACCAACUUCCCCGUGAUCUGCGUAUCGGGUCCGGGGGAGAUCGAGUAUGCCACCCAGUUCUUUUGGAUGGAUCGCCCGCCGUACGAGGGGCAGUUCACUUACAACUCGGACCGGGACAUGGUCCUCAACGUGAUUCGAAAAGCGUUGACGGCGAAGCUCCGUGUGUUGAAGGCCCGGGGCAAGUGGGACGCCUACCGCUUCUACGUGGCGCGCUACGACACGAUGCUGGGCCAGCCAUGUCGUCAGCGGAGCCCGGAAGAGUUUCUGAAGGACUUCCGCCUCCCAGGCUUGAACUUCCAGGGGAAGUCUCGGAACCUGACGCCGGUGGCCUGUGCCGCGCUCUCGGGGGAUGCCAAGAUGAUCGCGAAGCUCGCUGACAUGGGCCACGAUGUGAACAGGUCCGUUGGGCCCCUGCCGGAACUCUACAUCUUCGAGGCGAAGACGCCGCUGAUGCUGGCCGUUUGGCUGGGCUACCGGAACCUCGCCCCCGUCCGAGCGCUGAUCAAGUGCAGGGCCGACGUGAACGCCGUGACUGGCUUCGGUAAUCCUCUCCUCGGUUUUUGCAGGUCCCCGCAGGCGGUGGACUGUUUGGUCUCACAGCGAGCGGAGGUGAACCAACAGGUGGGAUCCUCGUACAUGUCCCCUUUGGGGCUGGCCUGUUGUUGGGACGCCCCGCCCGAGCUGAUCGCGUGCUUUUUAAAGCACGGGGCCGACGUGAACCCCAAGUUGAACGGCUUGGGCAGCGUGCACCCCCUGGCGAACCUGGCGAUUUCCUCCUCCAUCAGCCCCACGUGCCUCAGCUCGGCCGCGCUUCUGCUGGACGCCAGGGCCGAUCCCAACCACCAGUAUACGCCGAGAGGCGUGUGGCGGGGCCGGGAGCUCCUAUGCCGGGGGGUCACGGCGCUCGGGGGAGGGGCGGUGCCGCUGAUCGUGCACUACUUCGCGGAAAGCUCCACGACUCCCCUGGGAUUCGCCUGCUUCUUCGGCGGUCCGGAGCUCGUGGAUUUGCUCCUGGCCAGGCGCGCGGACGUGGCGCGGCCGAAUUUGCGGGGCACCACCCCGCUGCAGCUGGCACGCUCCCCAGCAGUGCUGGAGGUGUUGCAGCUCCACCUUGGCACCUUUUCCAUCUGACCGACUCGCGGCGAUCGGCUCAUCGACUCGCGGCGCGCACCUUCACUCGGCGAUAUAAACGACGCCGGCCGAGCAGUUUUUCGCCAAGACGGAGUCGGCCGAAGGGCCAAUGCGGAAGCCGAAGCGGG
This is a messenger RNA of Effrenium voratum, 1265 nucleotides long. The record is from the annotation of a GenBank genome assembly. NCBI's taxonomy places the organism in Eukaryota, Dinophyceae, Suessiales, Symbiodiniaceae.